AUGGUUUCGGCUUUCGAAAAUGAGUUCGCUGACAUGCUUCAAGUUUAUAAACAAAUGCCAGACUGCAAUCUGUCAAUAGUAGAUAUUCUCCAGGGUCAACUUGAUGUGGACUCUGCCUCGUCCACUCCAACGUGUCUUCCCUCAACCCCAGUAUUCGGGGGCACCGAUCCUUCUCUGAGAACACAGUCAAAGAGCUCUUCCACGAUCAAUGGCAACGAAAAUGAUUUCAUGGAUUUCCACUGGGAUGAAAACGACGGGUGUCCUUAUCUAUGGAAUCCCAUAAAUGAGGUUUCCUCUUCUACGCUAGCUGGCAUGGAAAGAACUGGAGAUAGUUGGCAUCUACCAAACGAGAAUUCCAAAGAAUCCCAACCAACCCCAAUGGCGCCCAUGCACACUUUCCAAUCGACCCAGGCGCAAAGUACUGCAUCGCCUGUUAGCCAAGACUCUGUAGAGCCCAAGCACCACAGCAACCCACAGGGAUUGACUGCAUCUCCCCGUCCCACAGCGCCCUUCGCUCACAGCUCCACGACAAAAGAAGUGGCGCCAAGAUCAUCCAUCUCCACUGGAAACCCACCGUUCGACUUGGCGCCCAGUCCAAGUCAACCCAGCAUCGCGUCACCAUGCCCAGCUUCACCAAUUCCCAAAGCGGCAAUUGCACGCAAGAAUUCCACUGCGGCCUGGAAGCGACGCAACUGGCACCCAACGGCUACCCUAGAUUUGCGACCUAAGGUCAGUCCUGUUGUCCCAUUUCUCAACCAGCAGAAUGCAACUUCCCCCGAUCUCUCAACCCAUAACCUCGACACAAAAUCAAACUACCAACACAUCCAAGACGGCACAUUACCCCCAGGUGUCAAAUACCCCAUCCAAGUAACAAAAGACAAUCUCAACCAAAAACGCACGUACCACAGGCUGGCCGAACGGAACCGUCGAGACAGGUUCAAUACCGCAAUCAGAGAGAUGGAAGCUCUCAUUCCGGCGGAAUUUGUCGAAGAAAGAAAUAAAGCGUCAGGGCUUGCCUUGACUGCUAUUUCUAAUUCGAAUUCUACAAAGGAAAAGGAAAAGGCCCCGUCUGUGGAGCAGACGAAGGCUGAUGUUAUGGAGAUUGCGGCUGAUUAUAUUAAGAUGUUGCGUGCGACUCUUGAUGAGAAGAUUGAGCGUAUAAAUAGGCUUGGUGUGGCUGGGUCUGAUGUCUCUGUAUGA
Messenger RNA from Penicillium canescens, 1200 nucleotides. RefSeq names its product basic helix-loop-helix domain-containing protein. The coding region runs from base 1 to 1200 and encodes 399 amino acids. The transcript is spliced from 3 exons. Lineage: Eukaryota; Fungi; Ascomycota; Eurotiomycetes; Eurotiales; Aspergillaceae. The record is from RefSeq and is a predicted model, not a curated record. Gene Ontology annotation, molecular function: protein dimerization activity.